CAGAAGGGAGGGGGAUUGUUCUGUGUUAGCCCAGCAUUGGAUGUUUCGAGAGAGGGAGUGGACCGUGCCUUUCUCUCUCCUCCUCUCUCUUUCUCUGUCUCCAUCACUAUGGAGUUGAGGCGAGGAAACCACACAGCCAGAGGAAGCAUGCAUGAGCUCAGAGAGCUGAAACAAAAGGCACACUAUCUAUCACCCGCUAGAUCAUUCCUGGAACCUGCACUUCCAUUACAGUGAUGAGCGUAAGAGAGAGGCUGAGCAGGACAUGUUACCAAGGAGACUACAAUGAUGAAAUGCAUUAGCGUCUCGUUUUCCUUGUUUCCUGAAGUCUGAAGGAACUUAAAUGCUGUUAUGCCAGGCUCUGCCACUCAGGAGAACGUCAUGAAGUCCCAGCAGAGGUGUAUUGCUGUGUUUGCACUGGUUUGCUGCUUUGCUGUCCUGGUCGCUUUAAUUUUCUCUGCUGUGGACGUCUGGGGAGAGGAUGAGGAUGGUGUCACUGAGGAGAACUGCAGCAAAGAUUGUCGCAUUGUCCUUGUGGAGAACAUCCCAGGGGAGCUGUCAUUCAAUAGUUCAAACCAUGUUUCUCUCACUGUGGGUCUCAACCACCUUUUGGACCAAGCAAAAUUGUCAAUUGAGAUAGUGUCCCCAUACUGGGAUCUGACCUCCAUCGAUCAGGAGUCACGGCAUUAUUCUGCGUAUCAGGGUCAGUAUUUGUUUCAGAGAUUAUUAAGCCUGAAGUCUCGAGGUGUCAAAUUAAAGAUUGUCAGAGACCAGCCCGAUUCCAUCUGUAAUGACCGCUAUGUAGAAGAGCGCUACGUCAACAUGACGGCCCUCACCAGAGGUAGACUGCUUUCCUCCUUUUGGGUAGUGGACAGGAAGCACAUUUACAUUGGCAGUGCUGGCAUGAACUGGAAGGCACUGUCCAAGCUGAAGGAGCUGGGGGUGAUCGUGUAUGACUGUAGUUGUCUGGCUCUGGACCUGCACAGGAUCUUUUCUUUCUACUGGCAGCUGCAUUACAGAGACUACAUCCCUUCAAUCUGGUCCAAGAGAGUCACGGCCGUGUUCAGCAGAGACAAGCCCCUCCAGCUCAGACUCAACAAUACAGACGCUUCUGCCUAUGUGUCGGCGUCUCCAGAUCUGUUUUGCCCCAAAGGUCGAAGCAGAGAUAUAGAUGCUGUACGACAUGUGAUUCGAGAAGCAAAGAGAUUCAUCUACAUCUCUGUAACUGAUUACCUGCCCUUAGUCAACCGCACCUUCAGAGGAUCAGCAAUCAUAAGAUACUGGUCGCCAAUAGAUGAGAUGCUCCGGGAGGCUGCAGCACUGAGAGAGGUCAAAGUUCGUCUCUUAAUCGGUCUGUGGAGACAUACACAUCCCCUGACCUUUAGCUUUAUGUCAUCAAUGCAGGCUCUUUGCACAGGACUGCCAGUCUGCUCUAUAGAGGUGAGAUUUUACAGUGGCAAGGAGCAGAUGGGAGGAUUACAACACAGGAUAAAUGAGAAUAAAUAUAUGGUGACAGACAACGCAAUAUACAUUGGGAAUCUGGACUGGGUUGGGAGUGAGUUUGCCUUAAACGCAGGAGCCGGGCUGGUGAUUCAGGAAUCGGAGAACCAGCAGAAAGGGCCUGACUCGAUUGUAGAGCAGCUGACUGGUGCUUUUGAAAGAGACUGGUUUUCACCUUACACAAUAAGCCUGCUAUCUGGCAGCACAACCCUUCAGGAGAGCCAACAUGGGAGGCAGAAACUGCAAUCUCUGAAGACAAAAGCAGAGAGCAGAGAGCAUGAGUGAGCGGUGGGAAUGUCUCUCUGAAGCGGGACCAAUACGCCAAGGACUUUGUGCCUCAGAACAUCUGCGCCAUGACUUACAAUUUGAGUUUUCAAAUGCUGUCAAUGGAACUGAAUUAUAAUCUCUGAAGGACUUCUGUGAAGGAAAAGGAUUCUUUUUAACAUUACACAGUACAGCA
Pimephales promelas (fathead minnow) is the source of this 1957-nucleotide messenger RNA. RefSeq names its product phospholipase D family member 5 (gene pld5). Lineage: Eukaryota; Metazoa; Chordata; Actinopteri; Cypriniformes; Leuciscidae. The record is from RefSeq and is a predicted model, not a curated record. Gene Ontology annotation, molecular function: catalytic activity.